Molecule: messenger RNA, 3004 nt
Organism: Paramecium primaurelia
Lineage: Eukaryota; Ciliophora; Oligohymenophorea; Peniculida; Parameciidae
Source: the annotation of a GenBank genome assembly
AUGUCUGUUCAAAUAUCCUCCUCCAACGACUACUAUGGCUAAUCUAUCCCUCCAUGUAAAUAAGCAAUCCAUUACACAAUUAGAAUAGGUUACUCCAGAUCAAGAAAUUCUUGAAGCCCUACUAUCCAGAAAACCAUUUUAUGAAUCUCUAUUCAAUAGUUUAGUCAAAAUGGGCCUACCAGUCCUUUCUAUUACUCCAAAUCAAACAUUAAUUGAUUCUAUCAAUAAUGGCCUAUUCGAUAUUCCAUAACUUCAAAGACUCAUUUCUAUUAAAUUAGAGGGUCAACCAAUAUCUUAUCAUCGUUGCAAAUUAGCUCACUCCUGUAAGAACUUCAUCACUGAAUGUCUCAACUCCAAUUAAUAAAUUGAAUUAGAACAUAUGCUAGGUUUAAUCAAAAAGACCACUUAUCCUAUUACUUUUGCUCAAAUUAAAAGGUUAGAUUAUACAUAAUUAACAUAUGAACAAGAAUUCAAUUAUGCCCUCUUUCUUAAAUUACUUAAUAUCAAUCAUGUUGAACCAUUAUCAAGCAAUCUUACAUUUAAUACAACAGAGAUAAGUGGAUAUUAUGAAAUCAAAAAUAUUUAAGAUUUAAGAGAUCAUGAAUAAAUUGAAACAUUUUUAGCUGUCAGAAAAAUGAGACAUUAAAUUUAUUAAAUUAUUCAUGCUAUUGCUGAAAUUUUAGAUUCACUUGAAUCUUUGAAUAUAACUAGAAUUGAAGAUGCAUUUCUAAAAUAUAUUAAUAUCAAAGCAUCCUUGUAAUUUCCAUUUACUAAAUCUAUUAAUUAAGAAUUCAUAGAAAAGUAUAUUUCUGAAGAUCUCAUUACAGAUGAAUCAGCUCAGACAUUUAAUAAAGUCUCUUUUGCUUAAUCAAUAAAUGAUCAUUCCAAAAAUUAAGAUUAAAGUACAAAAAGUAUUCUUUAUUUUCAAUAUAGUAGAAAUAAAUAAAAUACCUAAAGAAGAUAAUUUACUAAAAUCAAAAAGAGAAAAUAAAGAAUAUACCAAAAUUAAAAUAAAAAAUGAUAAUCUUUCAAAAUUUAUGAGAAAAUCAACAAAAAAUAAUAUGAAAAAAUCUCAUUAAGAACUUUCAUUAAAAUGGGAUCAAGAGAGAUAAUCUGAAUUUGAAAAGUAAAUCUUUCAUUUAGAUUAAAUUAAUGUAUUAAAUUUCUCUGAAUUAUCAAACUAAUUGUUCAAUGAUGAUAUUUCUACUAAACCUAAAAAACCUUUAUAAUUUAUUAAAAGAAAAGUUCAUUUUGAUGUUUUUGAUUCUUGUAGAUACUAUAAUGGAAAACUUAUUGGGUAUAAGUAAGUCAAUCCAAGAUAACCUUUCCAUCAAUAUUCAUUCAUUGAAUAUGAAUUAGAUUCAGAAGAAGAAAUAGCCGAAGAUGUUUAUUCUGAAGAAAGAUCUGUUGAUAUGACAUCUUCUGAUUCUUUAUAAGAAUUUAUUGAAUUGGAUUAAAAAUAAUCAUUUAUUUAAAAUGAAGAACCCUUUACAUUAAUUUGUGAUUAAACAAACUUUGAAUAAUUUUAAAAUUACAAAGCCAUUAUAUUAUCAGAUAUCAUACCAAUUUUUGAAUUUGAUACUAAAAUUAAUCAAAAUGCUAAAAAUUUAAGCAAAAGUGUACAUUUAUAAAACAGAAAUGAUUAAAUAAUCAAAGCUUUAGAAANUUACUUUUGCUCAAAUUAAAAGGUUAGAUUAUACAUAAUUAACAUAUGAACAAGAAUUCAAUUAUGCCCUCUUUCUUAAAUUACUUAAUAUCAAUCAUGUUGAACCAUUAUCAAGCAAUCUUACAUUUAAUACAACAGAGAUAAGUGGAUAUUAUGAAAUCAAAAAUAUUUAAGAUUUAAGAGAUCAUGAAUAAAUUGAAACAUUUUUAGCUGUCAGAAAAAUGAGACAUUAAAUUUAUUAAAUUAUUCAUGCUAUUGCUGAAAUUUUAGAUUCACUUGAAUCUUUGAAUAUAACUAGAAUUGAAGAUGCAUUUCUAAAAUAUAUUAAUAUCAAAGCAUCCUUGUAAUUUCCAUUUACUAAAUCUAUUAAUUAAGAAUUCAUAGAAAAGUAUAUUUCUGAAGAUCUCAUUACAGAUGAAUCAGCUCAGACAUUUAAUAAAGUCUCUUUUGCUUAAUCAAUAAAUGAUCAUUCCAAAAAUUAAGAUUAAAGUACAAAAAGUAUUCUUUAUUUUCAAUAUAGUAGAAAUAAAUAAAAUACCUAAAGAAGAUAAUUUACUAAAAUCAAAAAGAGAAAAUAAAGAAUAUACCAAAAUUAAAAUAAAAAAUGAUAAUCUUUCAAAAUUUAUGAGAAAAUCAACAAAAAAUAAUAUGAAAAAAUCUCAUUAAGAACUUUCAUUAAAAUGGGAUCAAGAGAGAUAAUCUGAAUUUGAAAAGUAAAUCUUUCAUUUAGAUUAAAUUAAUGUAUUAAAUUUCUCUGAAUUAUCAAACUAAUUGUUCAAUGAUGAUAUUUCUACUAAACCUAAAAAACCUUUAUAAUUUAUUAAAAGAAAAGUUCAUUUUGAUGUUUUUGAUUCUUGUAGAUACUAUAAUGGAAAACUUAUUGGGUAUAAGUAAGUCAAUCCAAGAUAACCUUUCCAUCAAUAUUCAUUCAUUGAAUAUGAAUUAGAUUCAGAAGAAGAAAUAGCCGAAGAUGUUUAUUCUGAAGAAAGAUCUGUUGAUAUGACAUCUUCUGAUUCUUUAUAAGAAUUUAUUGAAUUGGAUUAAAAAUAAUCAUUUAUUUAAAAUGAAGAACCCUUUACAUUAAUUUGUGAUUAAACAAACUUUGAAUAAUUUUAAAAUUACAAAGCCAUUAUAUUAUCAGAUAUCAUACCAAUUUUUGAAUUUGAUACUAAAAUUAAUCAAAAUGCUAAAAAUUUAAGCAAAAGUGUACAUUUAUAAAACAGAAAUGAUUAAAUAAUCAAAGCUUUAGAAAAUAUUAUGACUCCAAUAACAAAUCAGUGUCUAUAAAUUUAGGAUACAGAAUUCUUUAUAAUACCUUAAUCAGUUGAAAAACAAUGA